Messenger RNA from Myripristis murdjan (pinecone soldierfish), 2238 nucleotides. It is a transcript of the gene ptp4a2b, whose product is annotated as protein tyrosine phosphatase 4A2b. Bases 419 to 943 code for a protein of 174 amino acids. The record is from RefSeq and is a predicted model, not a curated record. The transcript is spliced from 7 exons. Gene Ontology annotation, biological process: protein dephosphorylation. Gene Ontology annotation, molecular function: protein tyrosine phosphatase activity. Lineage: Eukaryota; Metazoa; Chordata; Actinopteri; Holocentriformes; Holocentridae.
CCCAACAACAGUUACCCGAGCGCCGACGAGAAUGCAAGCUGCCACAUUGAAGAGGAACAAAAAGGCGACCUGACAGCGGUUUCUGGUCUCCCUCCACUUUCUCCGGGGUAGUCACGGGAUUUCAAUGUUCAGCCUGCUCUUUGGUUUCUGUGUUGAUUUGAGCCGUACCUAUAUGGCGUGUGUGAGCGGAGAAUUCUGCCAGGCUCAGCACCUUGCCUCUGUGGAGAAGUGAAUCGGCCGCUCCCUGAGGGACUACGCUACCCAGAAACCCCCCUGACUGCCAGCACACUGGGAACCCCUGAUUCUUCCAAAGGCCCCCUGGGAUAUUGCGUAGUCCUUGGCCUCUGUCCCAGCCCAAACAAGAAAUCUUUGCUUUCCACUUUCUCCUUGAACAGCCAAUCACAAACAGCUCUCCUGAAUGGGCCGUCUCGCCAACAUGAACCGCCCUGCUGCAGUCGAGAUUGCCUACGAGUGCAUGAGGUUCCUCAUCACCCACAACCCCACCAAUGCCACGCUCAACAAGUUCACUGAGGAGCUGAAAAAGUUUGAGGUGAACACGCUGGUGAGAGUUUGUGAUGCCACCUAUGAUAAAGCUCCAGUGGAGAAGGAGGGGAUUCAGGUCCUGGACUGGCCCUUCGACGAUGGCGCCCCACCUCCCACUCAGAUUGUGGAUGACUGGCUCAACCUGCUGAAGACCAAGUUCCGUGACGAACCUGGCUGCUGCAUUGCUGUGCAUUGUGUGGCGGGGCUUGGCCGAGCUCCGGUCUUGGUAGCCUUAGCUCUCAUUGAGAGUGGGAUGAAGUAUGAGGAUGCCGUGCAGUUUAUAAGGCAGAAGAGACGUGGAGCCUUCAACUCCAAACAGCUUCUUUACCUCGAGAAAUACAGACCCAAAAUGCGUCUGCGGUUCAAGGAUGCCAAUGGCCACAACUGCUGUGUGCAGUAGGCGGGCUGUCACUGCAUCUUUUUAUGCGCAACUAGCGGGGAAACUAUUCCAAGGGGAGAUAAAAAUCAAGAGAAAGCUAUCAGUAAUUAUUGUGAUGAUUUGUCAACACUGAGUCAUGGUUAAUUGAUCACAGAGAGCAAGAAAGUGAUCAAAUGAAUGAAUCCAGAUCUAGGGAUCCACCAGCUGAACUAAUGAAUGAGAAGGUCAAAGGUCAAAGCACACCGAUAGGCCCGCCUCCCGGUUACUAGUGUUCAACCACGGGCCCGAAUAUUUCGACUUGAGUCCAUCCUUUUUUCUUUUUUUUUUCUUUUUUUUUUCUUUUUCAGAUGUAAUCAUGGGGUAACUUUUUCCAUUUUGUGUAUUUUUAUUUUUACACACAAAAAAGGUGAUGAAAAAAUGUUAAAUGAUGUUAGUGAUUUUUAUUUCCAUUAAUUAUUGAUACUAUGAUUGGCCCAGGAUAAUUUACCUUUUUAAAGAAAUAUUUUUAAGCCUUCAGCACAUAUUAUGAUAGUCCAUUUUGGUAUCGGGGUAUUUUUUGCACAAAAACCCCAAAAGGAUGAAAACUGAAAAUGCAGUAAUGUCUUCUCAUGCCCCUUCACUUGCUUCAAGUCACAUUCAGUUUAGGGGUUUUCUUAGUUUUGAAUAUGUCCACAAUAUUUAUUCACUAGAUAUGAUAAGUGUGACAGCUCAGAGUUUGGCAGGGGUAAGGACACUUUGCUAUACAUUUUUUUCUAGAGCCAUGUUUUUUCCUUUUUGUUUUUUUAAUUUUCUUUUUUUUUUUUUCCUUUUUUCUUUUUUUUUUAUUAUUAUUUUUUAAUUUUAUUUUUAUUUUUGUGGAAAUCAUGCGGGAGUGCAAUAAUCAGUCCACCUCAGAAAAGCCCACCAGACCCUGCUGACCGUCCUACAUGCGCACACAGACACACGUUCUCUUUCUUGUACUCACCCAGGCAGUCGAACACAGGAAGACACUUGGUAAUCCGUACAACAGGUACUCCCCACCCCCACACAAACACAACACAUACACAAAUGCGCACACACACUCACCAAGGCUGCUUUUUCUUCUUAAUGGGUUUGCCAUAGGACUUCCCUAGACAUCACGCAUAUUAAAACACAUGUACACAGAGCCUAAGGUCCAACUGUUAACCUUAUUCUGAAGGAAAAGAGGUGGAAAAGAAAGAAAACGGUCAGUUGUUUUUUUUUUUUCUUUUUUUUCUUUUUUUUCCAUUGUACUCAUUUUGAAAACAUCCCCAAUUCAUAUUGGUUCUUUAAAGAUAAAUAAAUUGAAAUAAAAAGCA